GAAGGGUUAACUGCACAUUUGCACAGCAGCGGUUUCUCUCUCUCAAAAAAAAGGUUACACAGCGGAGGUUAUCGGCGUCAACCGGCGGCGGCCGCCGGGCAUCAGCAUGGACGAGAAGACGCAGAAGAAAGUGGAGGCGGCGGUCCUGGAGAUUCUCCGCGGCUCCGAUAUGGCGUCCCUCACGGAGUACAAGGUCCGGAGCGCCGCCGCCGACCGCCUCGGCAUCGACCUCUCCCUCCCCGACCGGAAGCUCUUCGUGCGACGCCUGGUGGAGGACUACCUCCAGUCCCUCGCCGAUGAAGACGAGAAAAAGCAGCAGGGCGGCUCCGGCGAGGAGGGGGAUCCCAAGAAAGAGCACCGCCAGGAGGAAGAGCAGAAAGAGGAGAAGGGACAGGAAAAGGUCGAGGAAGAUGAAGAGGAAGAGGAGGAGGAGAAGAAAGUAGUUGUAGGGAAGGAGUUGGACGACAACGGAGACCUCAUCCUCUGCCGCCUGUCGUCCAACAGGAGGGUGACGCUCUCAGAUUUCAAGGGCAUGACGCUGGUGUCCAUCCGCGAGUACUACCUGAAGGACGGCAAGGAGAUGCCCUCCUCCAAAGGGAUAAGUAUGACGGUUGAGCAGUGGGAAGCAUUUCAUAAUUCUGUACCUGCAAUAGAAGAUGCCAUUAAAGACCUUGGAGGAUCAGACUGAGAGCACCAAAUCUCUGAAGCUUCUCCUUUAGUCAGGAUGUCCAUGGGUGUUGGGUGCUAGUGAUCCAUGGAGCUACUAGAGUUCCUGUGGACAUCUUCGAAGCUUGUCUCCCUUAGUUAAGGUUCCUACUGAUGCGUGCUGAGUAGUCAGUUUGGGUGUGUCUGUUAACGUUAUCCGCCCGUAUGAUGGACCGAAGUUUCGUUAAGCUACCAUGUGACCCGUGUUUGAUUAA
This is a messenger RNA of Lolium perenne, 920 nucleotides long. RefSeq names its product RNA polymerase II transcriptional coactivator KELP. NCBI's taxonomy places the organism in Eukaryota, Viridiplantae, Streptophyta, Magnoliopsida, Poales, Poaceae. The record is from RefSeq and is a predicted model, not a curated record. Gene Ontology annotation, molecular function: DNA binding; transcription coactivator activity. Gene Ontology annotation, biological process: positive regulation of transcription initiation by RNA polymerase II.